Molecule: messenger RNA, 766 nt
Organism: Neurospora tetraspora
Lineage: Eukaryota; Fungi; Ascomycota; Sordariomycetes; Sordariales; Sordariaceae
Exons: 3
Coding region: 88-618 (176 amino acids)
Cellular component (GO): mitochondrion
Source: RefSeq, a predicted model, not a curated record
CAUUGCGGCCCUCAUAAGCCAAGGUAACUUUGCGCCAAUUGACAGCGCCAGAAUCGGAACAAUAACUGACGAUAUACGCUUCUCCAGAUGCUGUCCCGCCGAAUUGUCCGGGCCUCGCCCGCCCGUCUCAUUGCGCUCGCCGCGAACCGAUCCCCCAUUGUCCAGCAACGCCGUACCUUCUUGCCCGACCAGCUUACCGGCCGGGGCGGCCUUAUGGAAGAAAAGUACCCCGAGUCCGAUUAUCCUCAUCUUACCGAUGCUGAGGACCCCGAGAUGAACGGCGGCUACAUCAACCCCCCGCGCAUCAAGCGCCAGCAUCGCGAUCCCUACGCCAACUGGUGGGACCCUCAAGAGCGUCGCAACUUUGGCGAGCCCGUGCACGAAGACCACGAUAUCCUGGGCAUGUUUUCCCCAUACGAGUACACCUGGAUCUCUCCCGGCAAGGGUCUUGCCCAGAUUGGCGCCUUCAUUGUUGCCUUCCUCGGCCUCUGCUACGGCGUCAAGCUCACGUAUCCCGACAAGGUCUCGUAUCCUCGCGAAUUCGAGGGCGGUUUGUUGCAGGAGUUGGGCGGUUCGGGAGCUAUCAGGGCGAGACAGUCGGGUGAUCCUGACCCUUGAAUACAGACACGAAGGAACAAAUACAGAACAAAGCCUGUACAUAGAGGUAGCUGCCACUACUUCCAUCCGGGGUGAACGGUACCCGGGGAAGUCAUAGAGUUGAGUCAUGGGAAGCAGUCAUUAAUCAUGCCAGAGAGUGCAUCCGGUC